Molecule: messenger RNA, 4693 nt
Organism: Bolinopsis microptera
Lineage: Eukaryota; Metazoa; Ctenophora; Tentaculata; Lobata; Bolinopsidae
Product: adenylate cyclase type 10-like
Exons: 12
Coding region: 199-4656 (1485 amino acids)
Biological process (GO): cyclic nucleotide biosynthetic process; intracellular signal transduction
Cellular component (GO): cytoplasm
Molecular function (GO): adenylate cyclase activity
Source: RefSeq, a predicted model, not a curated record
GUUCACCAUGAAAGGCUUAUCGUGAUGAAAAAGACGAAUCUAGUAUUUAAGGAUUGACAUCAGAGGGGGUUGACAUAUUUUAAUGGCUAAGUUGUUCAUGGUCGCAAUCUUUCACGUGCUGCUACGUGUAUCCAUGACAACGACAACUUCACCCGAAGGACACGAUAUGGAAUCAAAAGAUUCGUUGCUUUGUGAGCCAUGUCAAGAAGUAGUGUUGGUAAGAAACCUAUCGGUCUACACUUACCUCGAAUAACAGUACCGAGAGAUAGUAUACAAGUCCGGAGGGGUGAGAGUGGGCUCAGCAGCGAUGCCACUAGCAUGAUCAGUAGCACAAGUGGACACGGAGAUGGGAUCACAACUUAUAACAUCCUUGCUACAGUCGCUGAAAGGUUACCGAUGGUAGAUUCUAGCGAGGAUAACGAAAGCACGUCCAACUGCAUGAUACCGGGUCCUACGACGCUAAAAAUGGUGGCACCAGCCUCUCAGAUGCUGUCCUUAAAUAUGAAAAAUGCUAUAAACAGCCUCGACCCCAGUAAUGAUAUCAAUAUUGCUCAAGUCAUCUCUGAGAUCAAAACAGAGAGAAGCUUCAUAGCUGGCCCAAAGAAUUCGCUCUUUCAACAAGUUCUGAAGGCGAAGACAGAAGAGAACAAGCGUAUAACGAAGAGCAUUAAGACAUCUAGUGAACAAGCGAAAACAAGGUGGAAAAUGACCAGAAAUGCGGUUUCUCAUCCUCCCAACAAUGAGACUCUGUUUAAGCCCGGUAAAAAAGAAUCUGGCGCCUCCCAGUCAAAUUCAAACGAGCUGAGUGAUCUAGCUAUCGACGUCAGAAGUGAUGUUGAAAAACUUCAUCUUCAUGAUCAGAAAGAACGGACUCCAAACUCACGUGGCCUAAAAACGUUAGCAAAGAUGUUUAAUACGGAUAGAGGCUCCGUUUCUGACACACCCACGAUAUUUGCUUUGCUUAGAGCAUCGCACAUUGUUAGUGUUGCUGUUGUAACCCACCAACAGCGAGAGAGCCAAGAAGAUGAAUUAACAGCAUAUGAACAUACUCUAAAUAGUUACUUGUCUUUCAUUCCUGACCUCAGUAUCGUGAACACGAUCAGAGCCCAGACUAAAUCGCUGGAAGAAUUUCAAGGCGUUGCAAUGUUUGCUGAUGUUUCAGGGUUCACAGUAUUGUGUGCCACAUACGGCGUGGUCAACAUAAGCAAGCUCAAAGAAAUCCUCAAUUUAGUCAUGGGAAAUAUCGUCGAUGAAAUUUUGAUGAGUGGCGGUGAUAUCGUAUCAUUUGCUGGUGACGCUAUCUUUGCCGUUUGGAGAACACAUUCGCUCGAGGAGAGGUCCGCAAUACUGCCCAAAGUCCUCAAGUGCUCGGUUCACAUCCAGGACGCUGUCAAUUUAGCAGUCGAUAAGUCCAUAACUCUGAGAGUGAAAGUUGGGCUAGCCGUUGGUAAAAUGUUCUCAUUUCAUCUGCAAUCCAGCAGCCGAGAUCAUUUAGCUGUAGUUGGUCCUGCGGUCAAGGACGUCAAUAAGGCUGAGGGUUCUUGUGUCGCUGGAAACAUUAUUUGUUCUCAGCAGUUCUUUGACGAGUUCCCCCAGAAAGAAAGAUACCCUUUUCAACUAUCUAAACCCGGAUUUGUUCAGCUUUGGCCCCCGAAAAAUAACGCCAAAACACAGGUUAUCACAUUGCUUGAAAAUCUUGGUAAUGGUAAUCAUGUUACUCUAGACCGCGUUAAAGUGGUUAGGAAAAUUGCAGAUGACUUAGUCAAACAGGAUAUGUUGAAGCGUUACAUUCCUGAUUAUCUUCGAUUCCAGCUACAAGAAGGCCAGGGUACAAGUUGGGCCUCGCAAGUUCGAAAUAUUACAACACUUUUCAUUUCCCUCGUCUUCGCUGACUCUGAAAAGGUGUCUAGUGAUCAUGAAAAUGUUCAGGAUGCACUGGUCUGUAUCGACGAGAUUGUCGAUAAAAUGAACGGCACAGUUAAUAAAAUAUUCACAUUUGAUAAAGGCUGCACAAUUCUUGUUGCUUUUGGAACCCAAGGUUACAAAAUGAAUGAUGAUCCUCGUCGAGCUCUUAAAACUGCACAGAUGAUCUUACCAUCACUCCAGAAUAAAGUGACAGACUUUCAAGGUGUUUCGAUAGGUGUAACUACGGGACUUUGUUUUUGUGGCAUGGUAGGGCAUGAAGAGCGCCACGAAUACACCAUCAUUGGUCACCAGGUAAAUCUCGCAUGUCGACUUAUGAGCAACUACCCUUUCUGUGUGGCAUGUGAUGAAAGUACCAAGAAACUAUCCACCCUUCCUGACUCUGCUUUCACUGCCCUCCCUCCGAAAGUCUUGAAGGGUGUGCCUCCUGGUGGUCUAUAUUUCAAAUACAAUGACCUUAAUGUUUCAGAAGAAAUCCUUUGCAAAGGUAGAAGAGCAUUAGAUAUUGAUAAUAGGCAAGUAAGAAUUGUUGGUCGGGCACGUGAAUUGGACGCUUUGUACUCGUGCAUUGUCGAAGCCGAGAAUUGUGAAGCUGGGAAGGCUCAGAACACCAUCAUAAUAGAGGCCCAAGCUGGAUUUGGGAAAUCCAGGCUUCUGGAGCAAUAUAUGGUUGUUGGUCAGCGGAAAAACUUCAAAGUCAUUAUGGUACCAUUAGUUAUGGAUGAAAUGACAACCCCCUUUUUCGCGGUCAAGAUGGUGAUGUUUAAGCUAUUGGAGUUGGGCAAGCCGAAUAAUUUCAGGAACAAAGAAGGCGUGAUCGCUAGAUAUGUCCCAGAAUAUCUUCGUUGUGAUAUGUGCGUGUUGAAUGAAAUUCUUGGGACCAAAUUCAAGAGAGAUUCCGCUCGGGAUUUCAGUUACAAAAACCUGCACAAACUCCUCAAAAUUUUAUUGAAAGAAAUUAUUGGAGAUGAGUCCUAUUUGUUCAUCAUAGAUAACGCCAUGUACAUGGAUGAGCAAUCCUGGGAGUUCCUCUCUCAUUUGAUUACCUUAAGAAAAAAAAUCAUCCUAACAUUGUCUAUGAAACGGACCAGCCACAAGCGAUCAAGAGCCGAAUUUCAGCUCAUUAAUAAUUCUCGAGCCAAGAAAUUUGUUUUGGAAGCCUUUAGCCUAGAUGAAGUGGAAGAAUUCUGCAAAGCUCUUUUAAAUGUAAGGGAUAUCCCAACACAACUUGUUCGCAUGUUGAAAGAGAAAACCAGAGGGAUCCCCCAGUAUUGCGAGGGGUUGUUGAAGAAGAUGCUUAAGGAGCAGGUUGUAAGGGUGGUGAAUGAUAUGGAGGCUUAUAAAGCUAUUGGGAAUGCCCCUAGGCAUAGCAGAUCACCUAGGGUAUCUAAGACUAAACGAUUCAGCAUCUUCAGUAGUACUAAUACUGUCAAACCAAUCGCUGACACAUCGCACAUAAGGAAGAAGAUUGUUGAGGAUGAGUCAAAUUCAAGUCUACAUGAAGUGGCAGAGCCUAGUGCUUGUUGUGGAGGGUGUCUCCCUGGCGCUGGGCCGAAGGAGCAGGUCAACAAUUUGAAUCCGACGGCCACGGAGUGGUUUGAUGAUCUGGUUCAAACAGUCGAUUCUACGAAAAUAUGUAUACUUAACGAAUCUGUCAAUUUAGCAACAGUGGCGUUACCGGAAAGCUUAAAGGAGUUGUUUUUAGCUCAAUUUGACAGGUUGGCAGUAACAGAGCAAGUAACGAUGAAAUGCUGCGCUGUUCUGGGAACCCGCUUCAGCCUCUCCCUCCUAAAGUCCGUCCUACCACACCGGACCUCCACACAGAUUAACCACAGUGUCCGGAAAAUGGUACGCGAACAGAUGCUGGAGUGUGGUGGCGAUUUUGGCAUCGGUAACGAGUGUAAUAAUAAGUUCUGUCCUAAAGGGGGACGAGUCGUCUUGAGUGGCGACUUGGAAAAUGUCCCAAUAUGUGAGAUGAUACGUUUUAGUACCCAGUUUUCUGCGGAGAUCCUCAGAGAUCUUCUCCUUCCCGAACAAAGGAUCAGGAUCCACGAGACCGCUGCUCGAGUUCUUGAGAAGAAGAUCAUGCGUUAUGAUUUCUGUUGUAAAAAGGAGUUCUUUGGGAACGUUUUCAAGAUAACCGCUAUGGGUGAUACCAGGGUACCGGACUGGGCAUUGAGAGCGCGUGAGCGACGUGUUUCCAACACCGGAACAGAUAUAGUAGAACUUGAGCAGCGCUUCAACGAGAGCAUGCACAGCAGUCAAGAUAGUUUCCAACUUCCAGUGGCAAUGCCACGUGAGCGGCGCUUUUCUGGGGACAGCACAAAAUCAAAUACGAAAGUGUGUCAGUGCCAUACCAUGUUCACAACCAUCUACCCUCAGAUUAUCAGGCAUUUUAAAGCCGCCGGGACUAAUCAUAGUUUAUUUGAAGCGCUCUGCUCGGCGGGAGCUCUAGGAAUGGCGCUGAGUUUUACAUUUGAAGCUGUCACCUACCUUGAAGAAGCAUUACUCCUCUUCAAGACCAGAACCAAGCUAAAUGAUAUGCACAGGGCGUGUUUGUCGAGUUUAUUGUGUCUGGCAAUGUACUUGUGUCCCAAUCCUACCACACAAAGACUGUACAAAGAGGCAUUACAUCUGGGAGGACAUGCUCAGGUGAUUUACAAGUACAACGUGUCCUGUCUCUCCUACAUGUGCGGAAGAGGACAGAAUGAUGAGUCCACUGUAGACUUUUAAUGCGACUUAGUUAAUGUUUUCUUUGACGAUUCAACUU